This is a messenger RNA of Zymoseptoria tritici IPO323, 1640 nucleotides long. RefSeq lists its product as uncharacterized. The transcript is spliced from 7 exons. The coding region runs from base 111 to 965 and encodes 284 amino acids. The record is from RefSeq and is a predicted model, not a curated record. NCBI's taxonomy places the organism in Eukaryota, Fungi, Ascomycota, Dothideomycetes, Mycosphaerellales, Mycosphaerellaceae.
AUCGCUCUACUCACACACGCCUCUCCUCACAGCAGGUUCUGGCCAUGCCUGGUCCACGACAAGAUCCUGGUAUCGAUCAACGAUAGUCGUGGUGACAAGAAGCUGCAGCGAUGCAAAUCCCACCAUUGGACGUGCUGCUAGCAUGGCCCAGCCCGAACUAUGAGAAUCCGAAGACAAGAGGAGAAGCCUUGCUGGUGCUGCUCAUAAUCUUUUCGAUACUGGUCGUGGCGGCCGUAAUAGCGAGGUUCUACUCUCGCAUAGUGGUGAAGAAGUGGUAUGGGUUGGACGACACAAUGAUUGCGUUGGCAUUGCUAUUUACUCUCGGCAUGAACACCUCAGUGAUACUCGCCAAUCGACGGUAUGGCUGGAAUCGACACAUCUGGGACAUACAACCUGGAGACAUACAGAAUGCCAACAUCGUCGCAUUUUCGGCAAAGUUACUGUUCGUCCAAGCGGCCACUUUCACUCGCAUAUCAUUGAUCUGCUUCUACUACCGGCUAGUCAGGGACAGCGGCAUCGAUUGGUUCAUAUGGGUGCUCCAUGGAGGCAUGUUCUUCGUGAUCGGACUUGGAAUUGCUUUCACCUGCAUCGGGAUAUGGCUCUGCAGUCCAGUUCAGGCUUACUGGGUCUUUCCUCCAAUCGCGGGCUCCAAGUGCAUGGAUGAAGGCACUACAACGCUGACCAUCGGUAUAUUCAACUGCCUGGCUGAUCUCACCACCACGCUGCUACCCAUCCCACUGGUCAUGCGUCUCAAGAUGCCGCUGAAACAACGCAUCGAAGUCUGCUUCCUGCUUGGCUUGGGUUUUGUGGUUACGAUUGCAGGAAUCGUCCGAACAUACUUCAUCUGGAAGUCAUUGAUCGACAGCUGGGACACGACUUGGUACUCGUAUCCUUUGUGGAUUGCUGCAGCUAUUGAGAUCGACGUUGCUGUGAUAUGUGCUUGCGCACCUGCUCUCAAGCCCUGAUCCACCAACCUAUCGCUCGAAUGACCAGCAUAAUCUCCAUGACGUUUGGCUCCCUCCGCUCCCCCGACUCCUCCCGCCACGACCCGAACUCCUCCAGCGUCCUCUCGGCUCGUUCCAACAAAAGCAGCCCAUUUCGCUUCCGCCAGCAAAACGACAGCGUGUGGGAUGGCGAUAGCGGCUACGGCAUGCUCCGAGUCGACCGAGAUUGCGAGAAAGAUCCUAUGCAAGCUGUACACUUGGCGGGUUCCGAGAAUGACUUGAGGACGAAGAACGAAGGGGUUUUCGGUGGGAUGUGGGGAGCAAGGAAGCCGAGUGCUGCUACUGCUGGAACGAGAUUGCCGCCGCUGGAGAUUAUCAAGCGACAGUCGGUGGAUCAAGAGAUAUCGUAUGUGAACCCUGAGCAAAGCAGGAUGAAGGUGGGAUCGCCAUUGGCGCGCGGUGAUGAUUGGGGAGACCGAAGUGGUUGAAAUCUACGAAGUUGAUCGAUGUGAGACAAUCGAUACGGGCAAGGAGUUACGCUUGGGGCAAUGGAAUGGUCGAGGACUGGAGUUUGAUAGGAUGAUACCCAUGUUUACACGAGGGCUCCGGGAUGGGCGGUGCGGCGAUGAGUGUGUGCUUCGUUCGGACUAUGGUGGGGAAUGAAGAAUCGUAUGAUACAAAGAUGUAUGAACAAUG